Linum trigynum is the source of this 461-nucleotide messenger RNA. The record is from the annotation of a GenBank genome assembly. NCBI's taxonomy places the organism in Eukaryota, Viridiplantae, Streptophyta, Magnoliopsida, Malpighiales, Linaceae.
CCGACAGAGAAGUCGCGACGGCGGGAGCUCGAAUCUGAGCGUUCGAUGUCGAUUUUGGAGACUGAUCUGUGGGAAAAGAGCAUCGAUCUGGUGGGAAUGGCGAUUGAUGACUUGCGACGAGCCCACGGAGUCGUCGUUGAUGGCGUGAACCCAGUUGCCGGAGCCACCUUUGCUGGCAACGGAGAAGCUUCUCUUGGCUUGCAAACAUCUGAUUUGGCGGGCGGAGCGACGGUGACAUCGUCCGUAGUUUCCGACGAGAAUAGCGGGACGAACUCCGUUGGUGCACGGAAGGCUAGCUAGCUGUGAUCUGAUAAUUGAGACGAAUACUUCGCCUAUGAAGACCGACGGGGACAACAUAUAAAUCCCUUGAUCAUCGACGUUAACGGAGACACCCUCGGCGCCAGAUCGGAGUCUCUUUUUGGGCUUGGCCUUUGUGUUGCCAAUAACGAAGAGGACUACGG